Fibroporia radiculosa is the source of this 1176-nucleotide messenger RNA. RefSeq lists its product as uncharacterized. The record is from RefSeq and is a predicted model, not a curated record. Lineage: Eukaryota; Fungi; Basidiomycota; Agaricomycetes; Polyporales; Fibroporiaceae. The transcript has 4 exons. Bases 1 to 1176 code for a protein of 391 amino acids.
AUGACUUCCGACGCCACAUUCAAUAUAUUGGGGGUUGUCUUCGGUGUCUGUGGGCUCUUGCCCGCUCUCUUCACUUUCAUCAGCAGCCAACUUCCCUCCAACAAGCUACGGAAGUUAGAUUUUGCACUGGAAGAAACAGAGACUCUUCUGAAGUCCACAGUUGAAGAAGGGCUGUUCCCGGAUGGUGCUCUAAUUCCCGACGCAGAAGGUGACCUGUCUCGCAUACGCAUACACGCAGAAGAAGUUCGUUUGCAGUCACACUGUGCAGCUACAGUAACUAAACAACUGGUCGGGAUGUUAACCGGCCUGUCUUCACGUAUUUCGAUGCUUUACCAGGAGGCCAAACAACUCAAGGCCAGGAUAUCUUCUUCCACUGCUGAGGCGCGUAAAAGACUCGAGAUCGAAAGACAAUUGCGCCACAGUUCCACAUGUGGCACCGAUUCCCUCCAGACUCAUAACAUAUCACCAGCCGAUAGAGUUCCCGAGACUUAUGGCACCUCGUCAAGGUUAUGGGAAAUAGUUUUCAGUACACCCUUCUCCUUUACCUUUUCGCAUGACGGUGCCACAGAGCAUUCCGGCAUAUCUCGUAUUAAAGACGCGUUUCGCGGACUGGCAUCUCGCUUCGAACGUCACGCUUUCAUCCCCCCAGACGAAGCAUCCUCAUCCGCCCUACCUUUAACUUCCGUUCACAUGGCAGUUUUAGACUCCGUAACACUCCUUGACGCAGAUAGCAGCUAUAAUCCGAGCCGGCCAGAUACCGCACAUACCACGCUGGACUCAAGUUGCUUACUGUCGACGGGUGAGCAGACCACCAAGCCCGACACAUGGUCCCACCGUCCUCUGUCGCGUCACCCUCGUCGAGUUCGCCAGUUAUAUACCACCCGAGGCCACCAGCGUAUUUUUCUCACACGGUUCGCCACAUCCCAGCGGCCAACUAGAGCGAAGCACAGCCGCCGGAUGUCCGCGUCCACCAGGUCAUCUAUGAGCUCUGCGGAAACUAAUGUGAUGUAUUUCGUCGUUGAAGCCGAACGAUUUACCUCGGGCGACAGUUUAUCGGGCGAUGGUCGCGACGAUGAUUUAUGGGAAGAUGAUGAUGAUUUGACCACGCAAGACAAACCUAUGAAGCAUUGCGCACCGGGAACCUGCGCCCCCAUCAUCGUAUCGAACGUCGUGUAG